Molecule: messenger RNA, 2314 nt
Organism: Anopheles aquasalis
Lineage: Eukaryota; Metazoa; Arthropoda; Insecta; Diptera; Culicidae
Product: UBX domain-containing protein 7
Biological process (GO): proteasome-mediated ubiquitin-dependent protein catabolic process
Cellular component (GO): nucleus
Molecular function (GO): ubiquitin binding
Source: RefSeq, a predicted model, not a curated record
UGUACUUUUAAAACGUGAAAAUAAGCGUGGAAAUCGUGCCCGUUCCGUGUCCGUUCCGUGCCGAAAAUGGUGCGAAUCGAAAGAUAAGUGAACAAAGCGCACAUCAAACCCGGCAGUAUUCCCAGCGGCGCAUCGGCAGUGAGUGAAAUUGUCCGUCGCAUUUUCUCCGUCUCCGCGCGUUCCGCGGUCGCUUCGCGGAGUAAAUUUUCAGUUCCCGCGACCGUUCGCUGGUGUUUUCUGGUCGGAAAGCGGCUUCGUGCACGGCAUUUCAUCAAGAUGGCCGAGGAUAACGUGAAAUCGCUCAGCGAAAUCACCGGCUUGAAGGAGGAGCAAGCCACCAACUUGCUGGCGGCGUACAACGGAAACCUGGAGGGGGCCAUAAACGCGUUCUUCGAAAACCCCGAGGGCAUCCUGAACCCGGAGCCGGCGGUCGUCAUCGACGACGAUAGCAGCAGCUCCGGACCGUCGGGAGCAGUUGCGGGAUCCGGUUCUGCGGCAUUCCUGCACGACGACGACAAUGUUCGGGCACCGAUACCGAGGAAGACGGAGAUUUUGCUGCCACAGAUCGAAACGAACCGGGCACGGAUCGGCAAGCGGAGAGCGGUCAUCACGGAGGUGCCGUUCCGCAACUUUGAACUCGAAGGCCGCAUUCAGGAGCAGAUGCUGCUCGAAGGCGAAGGCCCGUCGGCAAAAAAGAUCACACGACUCGAGGCCCUCUUUAUGCCUCCGUUCGAAAUACUCUUCUCCGGCGGGUUCGAUCUCGCACAGCGCCAUGGUCGCUCGCUGGAUCGCUGGCUGCUGGUGAACUUGCAGGAUGAUCUGAAUUUUUGCUGCCAGAUGCUGAACCGGGAUCUGUGGUCCGAUGCGCGACUCAAAGAGUUUAUGCGCCGGAAUCUGGUCUUUUGGCAGCAAUCGAACAAGACGAACGAUGGGGCCAAGUUUAAGACGUUCUACAAGGUCCGCUCGGAACCGUACAUUGCCAUGAUUGACCCGCGGACGGGCGAAGAGGUGCAGAACUUCUCUACCACCGAUCUCACGCCGGCCCGCUUUCUGGAGGCCCUGAAAGAGUUUCUCGUGGAACACAAAUCACCGCAAGGCAAGGAGAUCAACGUCAACAUCGAGCUCAGUGUAGCGGCCGGUCCUUCCACAUCAACGAACGGACCGAAGCUCGGCUUUGGUGGCCCAAGAGCUUCUAGCAGCACGACGAGUGCCAGCAAACAACAAUCCACAGGCAAUGCAAUGCAGCGGAAAGAUGCCGUAAAGACGUCGUGGCCAAUUGCCGAUGAGGAUGAUGAAGAAUUUCAGGAGAUUACGGACAGUGACAGUGAUGAUUGUGAGGAGGUGAUCGUUCCAGCAGCAUCCAAAGCAGUAUCCCACUCGCUUCCCAUCAUUGAUGUGGCACCGGCCCAAAUAUCACAUCCCGCUGCCACCGAACCACCAACAGAAAGAGGAACCGGAAAUGGUACGGAUCAUCUCAACGACACCGAAACUCCCACAGCAAGCGCUCAGCGUUCGUCAUCGGCGACCAUCCUGAGUUCCGAUUCCGAAUCGAGCCUGGCUCCGGAUCAAAAGACGCGUAUUAUGCUGAAAAUGCCGGGCAAUGUGACGGAACGGUUGUUCUUCCGUAGCUCUCGAACAUUGCAGCACGCAAUGGAGAAGCUGCUGCAAAGGUACAGGCGACACUUUUCCGAUCGUGCCACCGACACCACGGAUGUGCGAUUCUUUUGCCAGGCCAUUAAGGCCGACUUGGCGUCGCUGGAUCCGCAGCAGACGCUGCUCGAGCUCAAGAUUCAUCCGAACGCUGUGAUUCACGUGACAACGGAUGAUUAAGGAGCGGCGGAAACUACCCCAAUAAUAUUGUAAAUGCUUCAGUGUUUUGUGUUUAGAGCAACCCCGAGAUCCGAGAUUAAGCAGUUGAUGUAUCUAUUAUCCCCGAAGGAAAAUGAAUCGUUUUUAAGAGAAUGUGGCGGGGACUUUUGGGUUUCGAUCAAGCUAAAAUGCUAUCCGAAAGCGCGUACACAGAAUGAUAUUUUCAGAAAGUAAGUUUUAAAAUGAGAAACUAGGGAAUGUUCAUUUCCUCGAUUGUUCUGUAGUCUAAUCAGCCGAAUUCCAAUAUUAUCGAUAUAAUUCAUGUGACACUCUGUUAUUUUAACCGGUCUAAAAGGCAUUAUAAUCUGCCCCUAAAUGCGUAAUAGUCCCAAAUAGAUCAUUUUCGAUAGUCAUUUUCAAUUACUUUUUAGAGAGUCCAGAAAAUCGUCUUUAAAUAAUCUUUUUUCCAAUAUUUUAAACAAAAAAGUUACGUUCUUAACUGAAA